Mytilus californianus (California mussel) is the source of this 1625-nucleotide messenger RNA. RefSeq names its product growth hormone secretagogue receptor type 1-like. Lineage: Eukaryota; Metazoa; Mollusca; Bivalvia; Mytilida; Mytilidae. The record is from RefSeq and is a predicted model, not a curated record. Gene Ontology annotation, biological process: G protein-coupled receptor signaling pathway. Bases 199 to 1470 code for a protein of 423 amino acids. Gene Ontology annotation, molecular function: G protein-coupled receptor activity. Gene Ontology annotation, cellular component: membrane. The transcript is spliced from 3 exons.
UAUAUUAGAACAGAAUUUCAGGACAUAUGACAAUAAUCUAAAUCGGAUUACUAAGAUUCAACAACAGCAUGUAAUUAAUUAGUGUAAGAUAUGACAGUUGUGACUGAUGGUACUACAGAAAGCAAUAGAUGGCGAUACAAACAAAAUCUUUAUGGUAAGACGAUGAACUGACAACCACAGGAGUAAUUCUGAGGAAAAAUGACUAAUUUAACAAAUUUAUUGUUGAAAUAUAUAACUUCGCCGGAGGAAGCAGCCUAUGUACUGGACUUUCUAAAAGAGCAGAACUAUUCGGUUCAAAAUCAAAAUGAUCUUAUCAGCCUUAUCAAAAAUCUUCAUUAUAACGAAUCGAACACGCCUUCAGGUACACUGUAUGCAACUGAUGACAUGUUGAAACUGUAUAUAUCACCACUUUUACUUGUACUAGGAACCAUUGGUAAUAUACUUGCUUUCGUCGUCUUGGUGAAAAAUUCACAUAAAGUAUCAACAUACCACUAUCUGUACGUGCUAGCUGUAAUGGAUAUACUCUUGUUGAUGACUAACUUAUUACAAGUUUGGAUUAAGCAAUUAACCGGUAUAUUAAUUCAAAACGAGGCUGAUUGGUUGUGCAAAUUGUUCGUGUUUGUGGGAUUUUUCAGCAGUGAUGCAAGCGUUUGGUUGAUAAUUGCCGUCACAGUUGAACGCUGGAUUGCCGUCCAGAUGCCUUUAAAAACGUCUAUGAUAUGCACUCCUAGGCGAACAAAAUUGUCGGUUAUUCUUGUGCUGGCAGUUAUAGCCUCAUUAAAUUCACAUUUCUUGUGGUCAGUGGGUAUACAAACAACCAACGGUACAGGUACAUCUAUAACAUAUGAAUGCGCACCUUCACCAGCAUAUGCAACGCUUAUCAAUACUGUAUGGCCCUGGGUUGAUGCAAUUAUCUAUUCUUUCUUACCUUUUGUGAUCAUAAGUGCUGUUAAUUUUAUGAUUAUCAAUACCGUUUGUAAGGCGAGGCGCAGGCGAGAAACACUGUUAUUAUCGUCUAAACAGAAGAAAAUAGAAACUCGUAGAGCUAAUAGUAAACUUACAUUAAUGCUGUUAGCACUUUCAUUUUCCUUUCUUUUCUUAACAUUACCAAUGAACAUAAUGAUGAUAGCAGUAGUUUUCUGGAAUAAAGAAAACCACUCAGCGGAAGAAAAUUGGACAUUCACCUUAAUCAGAACGAUAACAGAAUUACUCAUGUAUACCAAUCAUACUGUAAAUUUUAUGUUGUAUUUCGUUACCGGGCAGAGGUUCAGACAACAGUUUGUUAAAAUUUUUAUUCCCUGCUACACCUCAUGGUUUACUGCAAAUGAAAACGAACGAACACAACACAAUACACACCACAUGAAGCGUGUAUCUUCAUGGAACAGUGACAAGAACAUAAAAGACGAUAUUGCAAAACCAAGUUUUAUACGCUCAAACAAUAUGAAACAUCGUCAUGGACAGUAUGUUUAGAACAGUAAUUGAAAUAUAGAUUGAAUAAUCUUUCAGUUUUAAUUUCAAAAUUUGUAUUUUAAAUUUACACAAUGAACAUCAAGCAGACUUGGAUAUAAAUGAAAUAAGUAUAGAGCUUUGUCCGUAACUUGAAUGAAAUAAAUGUUCAAUAGUAA